CUGAAAGGAUGAUGCAGUUUGAAACCUACGAAGGGUUACCUGGUCUGAGGCAAAGAGUGGUAUCGCCACAGGUCCUGGAGGAAACCUUUGUGCACCGAAGUGACUUCCUGUAUUCCAGACGCGUGACCUUCAGGCUUGACGAUCAGCCUUUGAACGCCAAUCGUCCGAGGUCCAAGCUGGAGGCCCUUGGUGUGCAGAAAGUGGUGGAUCGUUUCCAUAGGGACCAAUCUAAACCAGCAGACAAAGACAUGGCCCAGGUCAUAUUUCUGCUGCCAGAUUGGAUCCUGUUGACCUAUCACCUCAUGGACCACCACCAUAUCCCAUCAGUAGUGCGCAUCACAGGAAAGGACCUGUGGUCGGAGUUCCAGGUACAGCUCAUGGCGAAGCGUGGUUCUAAGAUUGCAUGGCCCUGCUGUGGCCCCUGUGCUGUCUGGUCCAGCCCAAAGCGCGGACCGCUCUCUGAAGCCUCUGGGGCCGCUGUCCUUCUGCAGGCUGUUGGAGGACAUGAAGGCCAAGAAAGACAACGUGGCCCUCCAGAUCAAAGAGUCUCUGAUGGAGGCAGUCUGUUACUCCUUCCCCAGGUGGAGAACUUCCUGGCCUCCAGAGAGCAGCAGGGGAAACCAAAAAUGGACUGGAAGCAGAAAGUCACCUUCAGAGGCAGAAAGCCAUCUCCGGAAGCAGAGCGCCACCUCCGGAAGCGGCUAUAA
Messenger RNA from Cyprinodon variegatus (sheepshead minnow), 707 nucleotides. RefSeq lists its product as uncharacterized. The record is from RefSeq and is a predicted model, not a curated record. Lineage: Eukaryota; Metazoa; Chordata; Actinopteri; Cyprinodontiformes; Cyprinodontidae. Bases 9 to 707 code for a protein of 232 amino acids. The transcript has 4 exons. Gene Ontology annotation, cellular component: motile cilium. Gene Ontology annotation, biological process: flagellated sperm motility.